This is a messenger RNA of Eufriesea mexicana, 1057 nucleotides long. It is a transcript of the gene Pp4-19C, whose product is annotated as protein phosphatase 19C. The transcript is spliced from 6 exons. Bases 134 to 1057 code for a protein of 307 amino acids. The record is from RefSeq and is a predicted model, not a curated record. NCBI's taxonomy places the organism in Eukaryota, Metazoa, Arthropoda, Insecta, Hymenoptera, Apidae. Gene Ontology annotation, molecular function: protein serine/threonine phosphatase activity.
UUAAUGUUUUAACAUUUAUGAAAUAGCCGUGAAGGAUUUUAAUUAUACGUGUAUUGUUUAAAUGCGUUUUAUUUAUUAAGUCAAGGAAUCCUCACAUUUUUUAUACGAUCAGUGAAGGACAUUAUUUCAUAAGAUGGUUGAUUCCAGCGAUUUGGAUCGGCAAAUAGAACAACUAAAAAAAUGUGAAAUUAUAAAAGAAGCUGAAGUUAAAGCUCUUUGUACAAAGGCACGCGAAAUUCUUAUAGAAGAAAGUAAUGUUCAAAGAGUUGAUUCUCCAGUUACUGUAUGUGGAGACAUUCAUGGACAGUUUUAUGACUUGAAAGAAUUAUUUAAAGUUGGUGGAGAUGUUCCCCAGACAAAUUAUUUGUUCAUGGGAGAUUUUGUUGAUAGAGGGUUUUAUAGCGUUGAAACAUUCCUUCUUCUUUUGGCAUUAAAGGUUCGCUAUCCUGAUAGGAUUACAUUAAUAAGAGGAAAUCACGAGUCUCGACAAAUUACACAAGUUUAUGGUUUUUAUGAUGAAUGUUUACGCAAAUAUGGUAGCAUUACAGUUUGGCGAUAUUGUACUGAAAUAUUUGAUUAUUUAUCACUUUCUGCUAUAAUUGAUGGAAAAAUAUUUUGCGUUCAUGGUGGAUUAUCUCCAAGUAUUCAAACGCUUGAUCAAAUAAGAACUAUAGAUAGAAAACAAGAAGUACCACAUGAUGGUCCAAUGUGUGAUUUACUUUGGUCAGAUCCUGAAGAUACUCAAGGUUGGGGAGUUUCACCACGGGGUGCUGGUUAUCUUUUUGGAAGUGAUGUUGUAACACAGUUUAAUUCUGCAAAUGAUAUUGACAUGAUUUGUAGAGCACAUCAAUUAGUUAUGGAAGGAUAUAAAUGGCAUUUUAAUGAGACUGUUUUGACUGUUUGGUCAGCUCCUAAUUACUGCUAUAGAUGUGGAAAUGUUGCUGCAAUAUUAGAAUUAAAUGAACAUCUACAACGAGAUUUUACAAUAUUUGAAGCUGCACCACAAGAAAGUCGAGGAAUACCUAGUAAAAAACCCCAGGCUGAUUACUUUUUAUAA